CUGGUAGCUGUUGGCAUCAGCUGCCCCCAGGGACAGGGCCUUUGCCACUUUCGUGCUUUGAUCAAGUUGUGGUAACCUCCUUCCCUAGGCCCCACAGGCCCUAGAAAAGGAGGCUGGUGCUAGGGGACCAGCUCACCACCUCCUCAGUGCCAGGAGUCUGCUGGAAAGGUAGGGUGUGAGUGCAUCUACUUUUGCAAGUUGUCUUUGAUCCCCUUUGGCUCACCAAGAGAUGGAGUAACCGCUUCAGCUAACCGCUCUCCACUGGGAGCCCCCCUUACCAUGUGCCUGGCAUUGUACUCCUCGUGCACAGUCUUGUUUGAGAAGAGGCCCAGAGGGGGGCAGUGACUUGCCCAAGACCAUACAACUAUCAAGAGUCAGGAUUUGGACCCAGAGUUCGUCCUCUCGCUUCUGGAGAAGAUGCAGUCCCAGGAGCUCCUCAGGAUCCUGCGGCUGCCCGAGCUGGGAGACCUGGGCCAGUUUUUCCGCAGCCUGUCGGCCACCAGCCUCCUGAGUGUGGGCGCUCUGGCGGCCCUUGUCGCCUACUGGGUCACCCAUCGGCCCAAGGCCCUGCAGCCGCCCUGCGACCUCCAGAGGCAGUCGGAGGAGGUGGAGGACGGGGGCGGAGCCCGGCGAUCUGUGAUUGGAGGGAGCCCUCAGUUGCUCACCCACUACUAUGACGAUGCCCGGACCAUGUACCAGGUGUUCCGCCGUGGCCUUAGCAUCUCAGGAAACGGACCCUGUCUCGGAUUCAGGAAGCCUGAACAACCUUACCAGUGGCUUUCCUACCAAGAGGUGGCCAACAGGGCUGAAUCUCUGGGCUCAGGACUUCUCCACCACCAGCGUAAAAUGUGCACAGACCAGUUCAUUGGCGUUUUUGCACAAAACCGGCCAGAGUGGAUCAUUGCAGAGCUGGCCUGCUACACGUAUUCCAUGGUGGUGGUCCCUCUCUAUGACACACUGGGCCCUGGGGCCAUCCACUACAUCAUCAAAACAGCGGACAUCUGCAUUGUGAUCGUGGAUAAACCUCAGAAGGCCAUGCUUCUGCUGGGGCACGUGGAGAGGAAGGAGACCCCAGGCCUCAAGCUGAUCAUCCUCAUGGACCCAUUCGAGGAUGACCUGAAAGAGAGAGGGCAGAAGUGUGGGGUGGAGAUCAAGUCCAUGCAAGAGGUGGAGGACUAUGGCCGAGAAAAUCACCAUGCCCCUGUGCCGCCACGGCCUGAGGACCUCUCCAUUGUGUGUUUCACAAGUGGCACAACAGGGAACCCCAAGGGCGCGAUGCUCACCCAUGGGAACGUGGUGGCUGAUUUCUCGGGCUUUCUGAAAGUGACAGAGAAAGUGAUCUUUCCGAGACAGGACGAUGUGCUCAUCUCCUUCCUGCCUCUGGCUCACAUGUUUGAGAGAGUGAUCCAGUCUGUGGUCUACUGCCAUGGAGGGCGCGUGGGCUUCUUCCAGGGAGACAUCCGCCUCCUCUCAGAUGACAUGAAGGCUCUCCGCCCCACCAUCUUCCCCGUGGUCCCACGACUGCUGAACCGGAUGUAUGACAAGAUCUUCUACCAGGCAGACACUUCACUCAAGCGAUGGCUCCUGGAGUUUGCGGCCAGGCGCAAGCAGGCCGAGGUGCGGAGUGGAAUCAUCAGGAAUGACAGCGUCUGGGAUGAGCUCUUCUUCAAUAAGAUCCAGGCCAGUCUCGGAGGGCGCGUGCGGAUGAUUGUUACUGGAGCAGCCCCUGCAUCGCCAGCCGUCCUGGGGUUCCUCCGAGCAGCUCUGGGGUGCCAGGUCUAUGAAGGCUACGGCCAAACGGAGUGCACAGCUGGGUGCACCUUCACGACGCCCGGGGACUGGACCUCAGGGCACGUGGGGGCGCCCCUGCCCUGCAAUCACAUCAAGCUUGUCGACGUGGAGGAACUGAACUACUGGACUUCCAAAGGAGAGGGAGAGAUAUGUGUGAAAGGACCAAAUGUAUUCAAAGGCUACUUAAAAGACGAGGACAGGACAAAGGAGGCCCUGGACAGUGACGGCUGGCUUCACACCGGGGACAUCGGGAAGUGGCUGCCGGAGGGAACUCUUAAAAUUAUUGAUCGGAAAAAGCACAUAUUUAAGCUUGCUCAGGGAGAAUACAUAGCGCCAGAGAAGAUUGAGAACAUCUAUAUCCGGAGCGAGCCUGUGGCGCAGGUCUAUGUCCAUGGGGACAGCUUAAAGGCCUUUUUGGUGGGCAUCGUCGUGCCUGACCCUGAAAUCAUGCCUUCUUGGGCCCAGAAGAGAGGAAUUGAAGGCGCCUAUGAAGAACUCUGCACAAGUAAGGAGCUGAAAAAGGCCAUUUUGGAUGACAUGGUGACGUUAGGAAAGCAAAGUGGACUCUAUUCUUUUGAACAGGUUAAAGCCAUUCACAUCCAUUCUGACAUGUUCUCAGUUCAAAAUGGUUUGCUUACACCAACACUAAAGGCUAAGAGACCUGAACUGAGAGCGUACUUCAAAAAACAAAUCGAAGAGCUUUACUCGAUCUCCAUGUGAAGCGCAAGGGAAGUCCUCAGAACCACGAACUAUGCAGCAAUAUUGUAGCUGUCCUCAAAAGUGCGGAGUCAAAAGACCCCACAGGAAGUGAGCAUGCACCUGAUUUUACAACAGAGCCUUUUCCUGGGUCCCAAGAAGUCUUUAACAAUAUUUUCUCUAUCAUCACUGAGUACACUUUAUUUUUAUUAAAUGACAUUGUAGCAAGCUGCUAAAUACCGAAAAAUGGCAAUGUAAAAAUCAAAAACUGUGUACCACUAAAAGUAAUCUAUUCUUAAUGUUCACAGAUUUCCUAUUAAACAUAAAGGAAACGCAUAACUGAUAUAUUGUACUUAAUUAUUUGUGGAAUAAUAACCAAAUAGAACAAAAGCCUAGGCAAUGUGGACUACCUCAUUAAAUAACUGAUUGUCAAAAUCAUAUUAAAUCAGACAUAAAAAUUAAGACAAGGUGUAGAAAACCUCACUGAAACAGAACAUGACAGCUCACGUUCAGGACCUCACAUUCUUGAAACAUGAUACUCCUCAUGGAUGUGAAAAGGCUGUCUCCCUGAUUUUUACUUUCAUUCCUGGACAAAUCCCAACAUUCUUAAAUCAGAUAUUUAUUUAACAACUUACAAAGACCUUUUAAUGCAUUUUUUCAUUUAUUGGCUUAUUGAAUUCUUCAGAAACUACCUUAAAAAAUGUAGGCAAGGUACACAUGCAUUCACAGACUUCUUACUGUAAGGGUUAGAUGUCUGACCUUAGAAUUUUCCAAGGUGGCUGUUGGCUAUAGUAAGUGGACCCUUGGUGAAGACUUAAGGACAGGAAUUCAGAGCUGUCUCUCACGGUGGGCUGCAGUUAAUACACCUGUGUUCCUGGUGAGGCCUUUGCCUUGUCCAUUUUCAAUAUGUUCACUCCAAGCCAGGACUGGAGAACCCAUUGGCUGUAAUUCUGGAGAAUUUUGCUGCCUUUUAACAUGACUAUCAAGGAAGAUAUGAGGAAGAAUAGAUAUUAGUUCCAAAGAAAUAACUUUUCAACACAAUAUAGAAGAAACUCAUCAAAAUUUCCUUUGCAAACAUUGUAAAUCCAGCCUAGAGAAAUACCUGCUGACGAAAUAAUUCCCUUUCUAGAAUUGUUAAGUGCUCCUAAGUUUAACUAUAAAACCUCUGUUGUUGCAUUAUUUACUUAGACACACCCUUUACCUGGGUGCCAACUAUCUGACUGAAUAAAAGCCUUGAUAACAUGGACAGCAGUUCAAUUCCAGGCUAUAGACCAUACCGAGGAGGACAUGAUCCCUAAGGAAGUGUUGGUCUUUGGAAGUGACAAGACUCUGAGAGAACAUGAGCCGCUCAUAUGAAAUUCACAUCGCCUUUGGAAAUACAUGUGCUGAGUGGUGUUGCGGGACAAAAGCUCCUCAGCCUGAAAGAAGGCCAGACUGUAAGUGAGUGCUGUCAGUUAGCACCCGUGUCAUCCUGUGGACCCCACGGAUGAACCUGCGCCUGCGAUGAUGCCUGUGGUUCGGUCUCGUUGAGGGCGGGCCUCCGCGUUGUUGGAUGUCUACGUUUAGGGUUUGGGGGACAUAGUCUUUUGAAGACCUACUGUUGCACUUAAAAACUUGACAUUCUGUAAAUGAAUUAUGUAUGUGCAUUAACUUUUUUCACAAAUGCUGAGGAUCAAACCAGGUCCUUUCACUUUCUAGACCAGUAUGCUACCCUUGAGCUACAAUCCCAGCCCUGUGCAUAUGAAUGUUUAAAGAUAUUUCUGACUAAACGAACAAAUUGUUCAAAUUCACAGAUGUAUAACACUGGCUUUUAAAAUAGUUAAUGUAUAUUUGACCAACUAAACUCAAAAAUCGUUACCUGAUUUAGAUCUUCAUCCUCUUUUAAGGGCAAAUAGCUUUAUAUUUCAAAGAAAAGAAGCUAUUUCCCACUGUCCUUCCUUCCAUUCGACUACAACCUCAAGGUUGGCUUUGAUCCCAACAGAAUUUUGAACAUGUAAUUUAAGCAAGUGAUUUAAAAGUUAUUUUGAUUCUACUUAUUCCAAAUAGUAGUCAGAUAUAAGUAAUCGUGGGCAGCUUAAGAUUUUUUUGUCAUUCAGAAGAUCUCCUGAUCUGUGCAGAAAUCAUCACACUUUAGCCAAUAAAUAGGUUGGUGCCAAUAUUCUGAGAGUCAACGAUAGACCUUAAGUACACUGCAUAUCAACUUCUUCCUCUAACUCUACCCAACUCUGAGCAAGGGGAAAAUGAAACAGUAUGUAUUAGGGGAAAAAUUCUUCCUUCAGGUUUCCCAAACUGAUUUUGGGGGAGUAAAAAAGUAAGUUUGUGCUUAUCUUUCAUUGAUAUAGGAAAAAAAGCUAAAUACUUAAGGUUCAUAUCCACAUUGGUCAUCAGAUGCUAUUUAAGUCGAGAAGUGUGACAAAGAUUCAGCUCCUUCAACAUAAAUGAGUUCUUAAAUGUUUAAGCUUUUUACCUGUUUCUAAUUGUAAUAUGUUACGAAUUUCCACAUUUUUUACAAGCCACUUCAGUUGGGUAUACACUAUAAAAUAGAUAUAGACCAUUUUCCAUUUGACAUAAAAUGUCUUUAUAAGAACUAUUCAGACUUCCUCCUUUCCCAAAGGAGAGGAGAUUCUGGCCAGGUGUCAUGUGCAGCCCUAGCUCCACAUAUUAGGACCGCAUACUCAGAAGUCCAAGGAGUAACCACGCCAUGUCUCAAGUCACUCUAUCAUUCUAUAUUUAGGUACAACCACAACUUGGGAAAAAAUGAAAACUUCCACUGGGAGUUUUACAAUCAAGUAAUGUUUUUUGCCGUUUGAAAUCAGCACUUAAAAUGUGAUUGGAAUGAUCUUUAAUUUUUCUACCAUAAAGAAAUUAAAGUAUUCUUUAUGUUCCAGCUAUAUAAAGCACAAGUCUGAUCGAGUUACUUAAAACACAAAAUAGUAGAAAAUGAAUGUAAUGGAUGGGAAAUUAUUUUUUUGCAUGAAAACAGAUUACUUUCAAGUUUGCCUAAUAUCUCAGGAAAAAAAAGAAUGAAUAAUCAUAUAUAAAGUUGAUAAACUAUAAGCUGGCCAUAUUUUCUCACCAGUUUUAAUUUUAAGGAAGCAUUUAGAUAAAAAGGAUCCUGGUGGUCUUAAAUUUGCUAAGUGUGUGGCAUAAUCCUGUUUGUGAAUUUACCUAUAACUGUUAAGAGUGAGAUUACCAUCCACAUGAGGACCAAACCCCAAGUGAGUGGCUAAUAGUUGUAAUGGAGAGAUGGUAAAUACUUGAAACAUGAGUGUUUUGAAACCUGACCCCAAACAGAGGGGGUUUUAAUGAGGUGAUAAUGACAUUUAAGCUUUCAUUUGACUGAUUAAUUUUCUUUGUUAAUCAUUGCAGUGAUUGCAUGGGGAGAAAUAGCUAUUUUUUUAAAGAAUUGCUUAUUCUACUUUCAAUUUUUGAAGAUUGAGGGAUUAAAAUAUUACUUUUUAAAUAUGCA
Molecule: messenger RNA, 5956 nt
Organism: Jaculus jaculus (lesser Egyptian jerboa)
Lineage: Eukaryota; Metazoa; Chordata; Mammalia; Rodentia; Dipodidae
Gene: Acsl6
Product: acyl-CoA synthetase long chain family member 6
Exons: 21
Coding region: 418-2511 (697 amino acids)
Biological process (GO): very long-chain fatty acid metabolic process; long-chain fatty acid metabolic process; long-chain fatty-acyl-CoA biosynthetic process
Cellular component (GO): endoplasmic reticulum; membrane
Molecular function (GO): arachidonate-CoA ligase activity
Source: RefSeq, a predicted model, not a curated record